CAGGCCGCCCAUGCAGACAUGCAUGAGCGGUUAAAAUGUGCAGACGCUAGUGCACGCUUGGUGGAAAAAAAACGUCGUGUCCGUUAGUCGUGUUUAGGUCGGGCAGCGAGCAGCAUCAACCUGGAUCCGUCGACCGUCGAAAUUUCUCCGCUCGCAGUUUGUUUGGUUUCGUUACCCAUUUUCCGCACCUUAGGUGCGUUGUGCGGGCAAAGAAAGUAGCGCCAACAAAAAGGGAAAAGUUUGACUGUGACAUCAAGUGAUUUUAAGUGGCCAACUACGGCAUAAAAAAAGGAGAAGAAAUUGGUUAGUUUGAGAAAGUUAUUAAAUUUUUCUUGAAGCUCCCCUGCUCGGAGAGAAGCCCGGCACUGGUGAAACGGAGCAUGUGGACUUGGAAGACGCGUGGAUGAUUGUGUGUUAUAGUUACAGUUACAGUUUUGAAAGGUAAAAAAAAGGAAGAAACAACUCGUGUGUGACAGUCUCAAAACAGUAAGGGAAAAAGGGGCAAGCUAAGUAACGACCUUCCCCCCUUUUACUGUACUGCCAAAAACAUAAAAUUACGAAAGAAAAGGGAGCAACGACGGUUCGCUGCUUUUUUGUUUUGUUUUGUUUUUUGUUUUUGCAAACAUCCCUUCGCGCUCAACCCAACGUCAUCGUGUUCAACCGCAACCCAACGGGCAGUGCAGUCAAGCGAAGGGCAUUCGUCCUUGCUGUUCGAGCAACACAAACUAAAGCCCGGCAAAGGAUCGGGCACAGGAGUCGGCGUCGGAACGGGGUGAAAGCCACCUCGUGGCACAAAACGGCACCAAAACGGCUCCCAAAAUGCUAGAGCGACACAGACACAGCACCGCGCAUGCCUGACGACCUCCACCCGUACCCGACCGACCAUCCACGCUUGGUGCCGUGACCAGGAGCCGAGCGUGAUAACGCGACCGGGGCAAAAGGUGGGCGCAGUCGGAAUCGGCCCUCCGCGAGACACGACUACUAAUCACACCGCGUUACUCUAGACACAUACUAAAUUCUAGCGCAAAAGUGAGAGUUAAACGGGAAAGAAUAUGAACCGCGUGUGCUAGCUGAAAGGCGUCGGUUUCGAGAACAUUGUUGUUUGCAAAGAUUUAGUGUUUGAGUGUGUGUGUGUUUCGGAAAUUUGUGGCACAACUUACAACGACCAGCGUGCUAGUGGGCCCGUUUACUGCAAUAUGGGCACGGCACAGGACAACCAUUUAAGACGAAGCACGGAUGAGCAGCAGCAGCAGCAGCAGCAACGGCACCACCAUCACCAUCACAGGCGGUCGCAAAAUCAGCGCCAACCGGCCCGACCGACCGAGGGCAAACCGACGCCAGCUGGCGAGCAACAGGCAGUGUCGAAAGUCGGUGCCAUCGUAGCAAAAGGGCGCUCGAAGCCGGCGAAAGGCGACGAACCCGACGAUUGGCAGUACCCGUUCCAGCACCACCAGCAGCAGCAGCAGCAGCAGCAGCAACAGCGGGACGAACCCGUCUGGGGCGCAAAAGAACGAACGAACGAGCGGGAAUGGGGUGGUUUUAAGAAACCCGGCCCAAAGUAUCCCGAGUCGGACGAUUGCGACUCCCUGCCGCCACCGCCGCCGCCCGAUGACGAUUCUUACUUUGACGACGACGAUCGGCUUUCGCACGGUCACCAUCACCACCAUCACCAUCACCAUCAGCUGCAGCAGCAACAGCAGCAGCACCUGGCCCAUCUCGCCCAAGCACAUCACAACGGGAUGCAUCUAGCGACACAGCAGCAGCAACAGCAACAGCAGCAGCAGCAGCAGCAGCAGCAGCACCGUCAUCACUUUGGCACCGGGACGCCACCGCCCGCGCUCGAUUCCGAUCUGGACGCGAGCCUCAAGAAGGACCGGAAGCUGCGCUCCAACUCGGACAGCUCCAACGCCACCAGCGGUGGAGGAGGUGGUGCAGGAAAGCACAAGAACGGAGGGCUGGGCGGGAAGGCGGCGAACGGAGGGCACGGCCAUCAUCACCACCAUCACCAUCACCAUCAUCACAGCCGGGGGGCAAUGCACGCGAAAAGCAGCCGGGCGGAGUCGGUCCUGUCGAGCGAUUCCGACAUACGGUUUACGCGCCGCAAGCUCGGCGACAACCAGAAGUGUGGCUGUGCGCUGAUUGCCGGCUUUCUGCUGAUACUGCUGUGCGCCGGUGCGAUCGUUUACGUUGGCUACACGUACCUGCGGCCGGAACCAUUGCCGGAUCGGAUAUUCCGGGCGCGGCUGCGCGUGAUCGAGGGUGACCGAUGGACGCCCGAGCUGGCAGAUCAGAACACGCUGCGCUUCCAGCACCGAGCCCGCGACUACCGGGAGCGCAUCAAUCUCAUAAUGCGCCGGUCAGACCUGCGCGAACCGUUCGAGGGUAGUGAAAUUCUUGCACUGGAUGGCAACGAGGAACCGGGCGACCUGACGCUACACUUUGCGCUCUACUUCGACCCGUACGCCGAGCUGGUGUCGGCGGCCGAUCUGCGCUCCAUCCUGCUGGAGGAGAUCACGGGCCAGGAGCGCAAGUACUUCCGCAACCUGACGAUCGAUCCGAACAGCCUGGUAAUUAAGGAAGUGUCUGGCACGGGCGACGACAUCGUCGGCACGUCCUCCUCGCCGCUCGGCGGCAAGGAUGAGGUGACGGUGGAGAUCGUCACGACCGCACGACCCCCGCGCAAGUGUGAGCCGCUGCGGCUCGGGUACUGCCGGUCGGUCGGGUACAACGUCACGACCUAUCCGAACUUCUUCGGCCACGGCUCGCUGGAGGAGGUCGAGGCGGAUCUGAUCUCGUUCCGGGAGCUGGUCGAUGCGGAGUGUUUCCGCCAGGCGUUCGACUUCAUCUGCCGGUUGCUGCAGCCGCCGUGCGAGUACCGCAGCAUCGAGGAGCCGACGGCUGGGACGGUCUGCCGCCAGUACUGCCAGUCGUUCUGGGCGGGCUGCGGCGAGCGGCUGCCGGAGCGUCUGCGCCGCUAUCUGGACUGCGAGCGGUUCCCGGAGUCGACGGGUGUGCAGUCGUGCCACAGCAAGCCGGGCUGCACGGGCGAGCUGCAGGCAAAUGCGCUCUCGUCGCGGCUGUGUGACGGUGUAGCUGACUGUGCCGACCUGUCGGACGAGAACACGUGCACGUUCUGUGCGUACGGGGCGAUCUCCUGCGGAAGAAGCCGCGCUUGCUACGCCCGCAAUGCCCGCUGCGACGGCAAGCUGGACUGUCCGGACGGUAGCGACGAGAAGGAUUGCCUGUCCAUCUCGCCCCAGGUAAGCUUCCUGACGUUCCCGCCACCGAUCGUCCCAUUCCGGCCACGGUUCUACUCGGAGGGCUACGCCGUCUUCUCGGAGAAGGGCACCACCGGCAAGCUGUGCUCGGUCGGGAUGGAGGGCAACGAGUACGUGCGCAACACCGUCGCCGAGUCGCUGUGCAAGGCGCUCGGGUACGAGCGGGUCGACUACUCGGAGAUACGCAACGACACGGAGCCGAACACGAGCUACGUGCGCGUGUUGGAUCCGCGCGCGUCCGAGAUUUCGUUCGUGCGCACGCAGUGCCAGAGCAAGCAGUCGCUGUACGUCGCCUGCAGCCACCUGGAGUGUGGCGUGCAGUCGACGCUACCCACGAGUCAGAACAUCGGCCUUUCCAAGAUGGCGACGCCGGGCGAUUGGCCGUGGCAUGUGGCGCUGCUCCGGGCCGACACGCACGUCUGCGACGGCACGCUGGUUUCAAAAGAUUGGGUCCUCACGACGGAAUCAUGCUUCCAGGGCCAGGCAAAGGCCACGUGGAUGGCGGUGUUUGGUGCGGUGCGCCUCUCCUCCAACGCACCCUGGACGCAGCGGCGUCGUAUUAUCGGUAUGGUGAAGUCACCGGUAGAGGGCAGCACCGCCGCCAUGGUACGGCUCGAGACGCCCGUCGUCUACUCGGACUUUGUGCGACCCAUCUGUCUGCCCGAUCUGCCGCUCAAGGAGACGAUCGAUCGCAGCGACAACAGCGUGACGCCGACGCCGCACGCGGAAAAGUACUCGACCGGCGGCAAGUCCUCGAAGGCGGUGGUCGGCCGCAAGCUGAAGGAGUACCGGCAGUACUUCGAGAUGCCGGGCGAGGACGAGCUGGCGGCGGACGAGUACGGCGACCUGAACGAGGCGGCCAAGUACGUCAACCAGUACAGCGCAGACUUUGCCGACGAGCAGUACCACAUCCCGCAGGCGGAGGCUGCCGUCGGGCCGGUGCAGGGCCGUCCCACACCGUCACCACCGUCGGCGGGUGUACCGUCGGCUGCCUAUCCGCUGCCCGCCAACUCGCCGCAAACGAACAACUACAUCUCCGCGCUGAACUACAUCAGCUCGGGCGGUGCCGCGAACGUGGGCGCGCCGGGCGGUGGCGUUGGGUUCCUCCAGCAGCCGACCAAGCUGGGCAAGCAGAGCCAGUGGACGAACUGCAACACGCUCGGGUGGUCGCGCCAGCGGGACCAUCUGCAGCGGGUGCAGCUGAAGCUGAUCGACAUGUCGCCGUGCGAGAACAUCUCGAUCGCGACGGUGAACAGCAUGUGCGCGGAGUCGGCCUACCACAAGCAGGACUGCAGCGAGGAGGAGUUUGCCGGCAGCCCGGUGGUGUGCCUGCUGCCGAGCGAUCGGCGCUGGGCCCUGGUCGGCAUUAGCUCGUGGCGCAUCGCCUGCGCCCCGAACGGUAUCGAGCGCCCCCGGAUGUACGACAAGAUUACGCCCAACACGCCCUGGAUACGGGACACGAUCUCCGCCACGGUGACGUGAGGGGGCGUCCAGAGAGAAAGCGAGAAAUAGAAAUAGAGGUGCAAACAUUCACACAUAACCAAAAACAGAAACACGAACAAAAAAAUCACAGAUUAGCAAUGUAAAGGGAUAAGUGAGUCACUUCGCCGUCAAGUGUUGUAAACAGCUUUGUGAUAACGAUUGCCACAAGUCAACUGAAUACAUAUGUGUAUGUGUAUA
Anopheles gambiae (African malaria mosquito) is the source of this 4958-nucleotide messenger RNA. RefSeq lists its product as uncharacterized. The record is from RefSeq and is a predicted model, not a curated record. The transcript has 8 exons. Gene Ontology annotation, molecular function: protein binding; serine-type endopeptidase activity. Bases 1197 to 4760 code for a protein of 1187 amino acids. Gene Ontology annotation, biological process: proteolysis. Lineage: Eukaryota; Metazoa; Arthropoda; Insecta; Diptera; Culicidae.